CUUUUGCUUUCUGGCUUGGUCGUGGGAAUUCAUGACCUGCUUGAUUUGGUUUUUAAAUGCACUUCGAUGCGUCAAUGGAUCUAAAAACCGAUUUUCCAGAUAACUCGACAAUAAUUCCGUGUUUCUGAGGCUUUGUUUUCGCUGUUGAAGUUUUUAACCAGCAUGGUGCACACUACCUGCGAAUUUGUCGCUGUUACUUUAAUAUUUAAGAAUUCGUUAAUUAAAAAUAUGAACUUGCUGGUCCGAAAAAGCAAUUCUCCGACUGACUCUUGCGCAGGAAAUUGAUUUCCCGAGGAGAAGAAUCGUCGUCUCGCAAGGUUUGCUAGCUCCAACUUAAUACCGGUAUUUCCUCGCGUAUCAUCAUCGGAAAAGUCGAUGAAGUUGAGUUGAAACAGGGGGGAAGACUAAGAUAGUUGAGUUUUAACUGUGUUUGAUCAGCGGAUUUUCGCGUCAAAUAGUAGAAAUUAGGAGCACUUGAUCAUAGUUUUGGAAAUUGUGAGGGCCAAAUAGCGGUUUGCGUGAGACAUAGGCGUGGAGAUAUGUCGAUGUCGGGUGACGAACAUGAGGGCGUCGGAGGGGAGAAAAACCCUAGCGACGAAGAUCAGAGAGGCAAGGAUUUGUGCAUCGGUUUUGGGCCGAUGGAAGGGCAGGGCGGUGGUGGUGUGAUUCGUAAAGGACAGGGUUCAUUUUUCGUGGCUGUGCACGUCGGGGCGGGGUUUCAUUCGGAGAAGAAAGCGAAAGCGUAUCAAUUGGCUAUGCGACGUGCUUGCCAGGCUGCGGCAGCCGUCCUCUCGGGGGAGACAGUGAGUUGCCUCGAUGCUGUAGCGGCAGCAAUUAGAGUGCUGGAGGAUGAUGAAGUCACAAAUGCUGGCAGAGGUUCUAACCUGACAGAAGAUGGCCACGUUGAGUGCGAUGCAAGUGUGAUGGACGGACAUAGCGGAGCGUUUGGAGCUGUUGGAGCAGUUCCUGGUGUUCGAAAUGCAAUUGACGUAGCCAUGCAGCUGGCGAAAGAAAGCCGUAAAGGAACCCUCCCUCUUGGUCGAACUCCUCCUGUUUUCCUUGUGGGUGAUGGAGCGCGGGAGUGGGCAAUUAGACAUGGCCUUGCAGAUGAAUCAGUCAGUGGCGAAAUCGAGAAUUGGCUUAUAACCAAAAAGGCACACGAGCAAUGGAAAAAGUACAAACAAUGCUUGGCCAUGACCAUCCCAACUGCUGAGAGAGAUAGCAUGUCGGAUGCUCAUUUAAUAGGUGUAGAGGAUGAGAAGAGCAGGGAAGACGUGGUGCUGGACACCGUGGGAGCUGUUUGUGUUGAUAGAGAGGGUAACAUUGCUGCAGGUGCUUCAAGCGGUGGCAUUGCUAUGAAAGUUAAAGGACGAGUGGGUUUAGCGGCAACUUAUGGAAGUGGCUGUUGGGCGACCCCGAAAGAAAUUUUUGGUACUUCAGUUGGGUGUACUGUCUCGGGUGCAGGCGAGCAGCUCAUGAGAGGACUUGCUGCAUAUCGAUGCUCUGCAUUAGCUACAACAUUGCAAGAGGGGCCAGGACAUGCGUGUGAGACGACGCUUCGUUCUGUUAUUGAAAAGGGCCACGCUUUUGGGGGCAAAGACGACGCCGGAGUUUUGUUUCUACAAUCGAAUUGCGAUUCAACACAGACAGUGGAGUUGGUGGCAGUGUUUUCAUCAUCGUCAUUCGGCAUUGGCUAUUAUGGAAGCUCUAUGAACAAACCAAAGACUAAGAUAUUGAGAAGACUGCCUCGGGAUGACAGCGUAUCAGUGUUUGCUCAAAAUUUUAAAAUCCACACCCCCGCAACGAGAAUCUCCAUCUCAUCUCUUCUCUAGAUAAGUAACCAAACGAGACCCUGCAAUCCAGCUCAUACUGUUGACCUGCGAAAACUCGGUUGAGAUGGACCAACUUUUUAAGUUGCUCUCGUACAAAGUGGGAGUUGUGCUGUUUUUUUUAUACUAAAGAUUGCAUCUCUGUUGUAGACAGUUAUUUAUGUAAAAUCAACAUGUUUAUGUUUCCUUGGUGUUAUUCAAUGAAGCUUAUAAGUGUACGUUGUGGCAAGUGAAUUAUCACUGAUGUGAAGUAUGAAGAUCAUCUAUUGGUCAAGGGCGCAUGUUCAGGUUAAACGACUUCAAAAGGAAUGGAAGCAGAUGUGAUGGAAGACUGAAUAGUGAAGCUGGUGUAGGUCUAAAAUGAUAAAGAAUUGAUAGCGUGCUGUAAUUCAUUUGAAUAAAGGUUCUUUGAUCCUGUUUCAGUAUUAAGUUAUUACCAUAU
Molecule: messenger RNA, 2271 nt
Organism: Physcomitrium patens
Lineage: Eukaryota; Viridiplantae; Streptophyta; Bryopsida; Funariales; Funariaceae
Source: RefSeq, a predicted model, not a curated record